CCUACCGCGUUAACUGCUUUUUUUUCUUUUUUCACCAGCACAUUAAAUUCGUGUGUUAAAUCCGUGAAUUAAUAGUUGAUAAAUAAGAGUGAUUAAUAAAAACGAUCGUUAUUCUCGUGCGUGGCUAUGAGAUGGAUGAGGAGCGCGUGAAUAUUUUCACAAAUAAUGGAUGUAAGCUCGUUGGUCCCGGCGGGACUUCAAGGAGGGCAAACAGACGCGUGCGAGGUUCAAGCGGGAUAUAAUAAAUUUUCGGAAAACUUGCGAAGAUUCACACCGCAGGCUAUACAGUGUGCCAUUUUUUGCGGCGGGUCCAGAUGCAAAUAUGAGAAUCCAAAGGCCUGGCCGGCUGUUCACAUGGCAAUACAGAACAUCUUUUCGCAUUGGGUGACUGACGAUGUCCUUGCGAUGGCACGACCCAAUACCGCGAUGAUAAUAAAGAAAGAUAUAAUUGCCCAAUUCCAAGGAUGGAGUAUAAAAACCAUAAUAAACCUGCAGACACCUGGCGAACACGCGAGUUGCGGUGGUCAACUAGAAGAGAGCGGCUUUACAUAUGAUCCUAACAUUUUUAUGAAAAACGGCAUUUAUUAUUAUAACUUCGCCCUGAAGGAUUAUGGUAGCGCCACGAUGGGAAAGCUUUUGGACAUGGUCAAGGUUGUGGCCUUCGCCGUGCAAGAAGGAAGAGUGGCCAUUCACUGUCAUGCCGGUCUCGGUAGAACUGGCGUUCUGAUAGCGUGCUACCUUAUUUACAGUCUUCGUGUAAGAGCAAACGAUGCCAUUAGAUUUGUCCGCAUGAAGCGUCCCUCCGCCAUACAAACGCGCGGGCAAAUAAUUUGCAUCCAAGAAUUCGAGCACGUCGUGCUUCCGCAAAUGAUAGUAUUCUCUUUGUACAGUACAACGGGGGAUCGCAAGCCCUAUAGCCUUCAAUCGUACCUGAAAAAGCAAUACAACAUGUUACACGGAUAUGAGCAGCGCACCUUCAAGCACAUUCCAAAAAUCGUUUUUAUUAUUUGCGAGCGAAUACUACAGCUCUGCGACUGUCAGGAAGACAAUUCGCCUUCCGAGAUUGCAUACACGGUUUCCAACGUACCUUUUACGCAAAAGUUCAUUUGCCACGUAUUGGAGAAAUUCCGUGACAGCAAGGGUAAUAUGCGGCACUCCUAUUCCUGGGCGGAAUCCCUCACGGACUCCUACGAAUACUCAACUUUCACAAAAGCGUGCAGCAGUAGUCAGGGAUCGUCCCGAGGUACCUGCGAUGAUAUAGGAAGAUUGAGCGAUGUAUUUUGCAUGUCACCGGAUACUCCUUCCUGCGACUCCACAUUUCCAGGUCUGGACGACACUUGCGUGGAUGACGUCCUAGGCGAUGGCAUUCACGAUCAGGAUCUGCUUGAUAACGACUGUUACAAGGAAAUUCAGUCGCACAUGGACUUAAGGCACGUCUCCCGCAAUGAUUACGAAAAGGUGACUGCCGAAGAAGCUAUCAAAGCGCUCAUCAGAGAUAGCGCCUCACUUCCUGAUAUCAUAAAGAAACGUUUGCAGAAUUAUCAGAUUGACUUGAAUCAUCGAUGUACUGCUUGGCAGCGAUUAGAAUUGGAAACUGAUUUGGAGUUAUUAUCGACAUUACUGUUCGAAUGGUUGGAAAAUCUUAAACAUCCCCUUCUUGAUGUUGACAGCCUCAGUUACAUUGUCGCGUGGAGUUCGAAGCCGCAGCGAUGCCUUGGAAAGUUACCCGUCUAUGCAAGAUAUUUAUUAGAAUACCUUUUGCGAUUCGUUACUCGCUUAAGGCCUGUGACAGCUGAAAGUCAGAGUUUAAUUACCAAAAGGCUAAUAGCGGCACUGACGCAGCAAAAAAUUUGGAUCAAAAAUUGUUUUCACCCACCAAGUAAACAUUUCCAGAAACUGCGACGCGGCACCGCUGGUAAGCUUAACGAAUUCUUUGUUCGCCUGAUGAACUUGAUAGAGGAAGUUAACACUCAAGGACUGGACAAGCCUCCAUGGGCGUCCAAGUGGGAACUGUUAUCUAAUCAUUUGCGGGAUAUAGAUAAUCAAAAGAACAACGGAUGAGUGUGACAAAUUUUACCCGGUUUAGCAUUCCGAUGGAUUUUUUUUCUAUAAUUGCCAACGAUAUAGAUAGACGUCUAAUCUUUCUUUUUCACCAGGUAUGGACAAAACAUAAUAAUUUAUAAAUUAUGCAAGUAGUUCGCAAUAUAUUAACAAUUUUCUUGUUAAAGCAGUGAAAAAAAUGUCUUGUCUGUAAUAGCAGCUGCAGAUAACCGUCUAUAGGCAGGUUUCAAUAGACUAUAAUAAACUAAGGAAUUAAAGGAUGAAUUUUCUAAUAUAAAAUAGAAUAUAUAAUGGAUAAUACCUUUGUUACUGUAUUUUAAUAUUGAAAAUCAUUUAUACUCUGCCUGCGAAAAGUUUGACAAUCGCGCACUGCGGCAUAUACUGUUUGUAAUCGAGCACUGUUAUUAUUUCAAACAAAGAUUUAGACAAAUCGACUUCCAAUAUUAUCAACGUGAAUUUAUAGCUUGCUUAAAACUUGAGAAUUAUAGUACGCGAAUAAUUAUAGUACGGAUCUAGCUUUCAAUUAACUCUGAAUGUUAACUACGAUUUUAUAAUUAUAAAUCUAUAAUUAUUAUUUUUACAAUGAAAUAUUCUAUGUGAUUUGAUUUUUGAAGGGAAUCUUAACAUAUAUAAUAAUAAUUGCGUUAGUUUUAUGUA
Temnothorax curvispinosus is the source of this 2718-nucleotide messenger RNA. RefSeq names its product protein tyrosine phosphatase domain-containing protein 1-like. The transcript is spliced from 10 exons. Gene Ontology annotation, molecular function: protein tyrosine/serine/threonine phosphatase activity. The record is from RefSeq and is a predicted model, not a curated record. Gene Ontology annotation, biological process: protein dephosphorylation; cilium assembly. The coding region runs from base 166 to 2061 and encodes 631 amino acids. Lineage: Eukaryota; Metazoa; Arthropoda; Insecta; Hymenoptera; Formicidae.